Messenger RNA from Chanos chanos (milkfish), 1499 nucleotides. Its product is annotated as general transcription factor IIF subunit 2-like. Gene Ontology annotation, biological process: transcription initiation at RNA polymerase II promoter; transcription by RNA polymerase II. The transcript is spliced from 9 exons. The record is from RefSeq and is a predicted model, not a curated record. Gene Ontology annotation, cellular component: transcription factor TFIIF complex. NCBI's taxonomy places the organism in Eukaryota, Metazoa, Chordata, Actinopteri, Gonorynchiformes, Chanidae. Bases 80 to 877 code for a protein of 265 amino acids.
CAAAGCUGCAGUCCACGAAUCAAGUAGCAUUACAUGAAUUUAAUGUAUUACUGAAGGUAUUACAAACCCAGAGUUAAGGAUGUCGGACAGAGGAGAAGUAGAUUUGACUGGGGCAAAACAGAAUACGGGCGUCUGGUUAGUAAAGGUACCCAAAUACUUGUCUCAGCAAUGGGCGAAAGCAACAGGAAGGGGCGAAGUCGGAAAGCUCCGAAUCGACAAGAAUCAAGGAAAAACAGAGGUAUCAUUCACUUUGAAUGAGGAGCUAACUACUAUUGACAGCAUGGGACAGAAGUCCUCAAUGAUCCGCGCGCCGCGUGAACACCCGUUCACCAUGCAGACCGUAGGAGGCCAGACUCUCGCCGUGUUCACGGAAACCUCAUCGGGCCAAUCAGAAGCUGACGGAGGCAGCUCAGGUACAGGUACGGGCCCAGACAAAAUUGCCCUCGAGGGUGUCGUGGUUCAACGGGCGGAGUGCAGAGCAGCAGGCAGUGAGAACUACAUGAAACUUAAAAGGUUACAGAUCGAGGAGUCGUCCAAGCCUCAUCGUUUCUCUCAGCAGCUGGAAAAGGCCGUCACCACCAACUACAAACCCGUCGCCAACCACGCCUAUAAUCUGGACUAUGAGAAGAAGAAGAAGGAGGAGGGGAAAAGAGCGAGGGCUGACAAGCAGCAGGUGUUGGACAUGCUGUUUUCUGCCUUCGAGAAACAUCAGUAUUACAACAUCAAAGACCUGGUGGACAUCACCAAGCAACCUGUGAUUUACUUAAAGGAGAUUCUGCGUGACAUUGGCAUUUACAACGUCAAGGGCACCCACAAGAACACGUGGGAGCUGAGGCCAGAAUACCGACAUUACCAGGGAGAGGAGAAAAGCGACUGAGUUGUAGUAGCGUUCGCAACAACUCGGGCGCCAGGCGGUUUUAAAAACCCCCCAAACACCCGAGAGUCACCCAGAUUUCCGUCAUUCCCGGCCUGACUGUCUCUCUCUCUCUCUCUCUCACUCUCACUCGCUCACAGACGCUUCACGUGCUUUCGCCGUCUUUUAAAUGUCCCUCGUUAUCUUCUCCUCUCAGGAGGAGUCAUACGUAUCUUCACGACCUUCGCAGACGACGAUAAGGACGCCUGCGUGUCAAGCGCAGUUUUUUUUUUUCUUUUUUUAGAAACCGGACGCUCUCUGGCAGUCUGUAUUUGGCAGGGUCUUGGAACGUUAUAGAAUAGAUUUCAGAUAAGAUGCGGUACUCGACCCUUCCCCCAACCUACGACUGCAUUCCCUGGUCGAAAUUUUUCACGUUCAUUUUAUCUGAAACGGAGGCACCACCAAGCGUUAGGCGUGAUGGAUCUUUUUUUUUUUUUAAGGUUUGUCUGAGUGAGAGCGAGAUGAAACGUGGGGUGUUUGUAAGGUUUGCACCAAGACUGGUCUCUUUUAAACCUGAAUGGGAGCUUGUGUCUGAUUCUAAGGACGAGGCUUAGAAACGUCGACGCCCCUGUCUCUACAGGCCCUG